Messenger RNA from Ceratotherium simum simum (southern white rhinoceros), 1422 nucleotides. RefSeq names its product transmembrane protein 204 (gene TMEM204). Gene Ontology annotation, cellular component: plasma membrane. Gene Ontology annotation, biological process: regulation of vascular endothelial growth factor receptor signaling pathway; lymph vessel development; smooth muscle cell differentiation. Lineage: Eukaryota; Metazoa; Chordata; Mammalia; Perissodactyla; Rhinocerotidae. The record is from RefSeq and is a predicted model, not a curated record.
UCUCUCUCACACACACACACACACACACACACACACACACACACACACACGCACUUCCCUGCAGCAGGCGCUCUGCUUUCCAGGACCUGCUGUUUUGUGGCGGAGGCACUGGGCAGGGGUUCAGGCAGCUGAGAGGCCGCUGAACUCGCAGUGCUCCUCGGCCCUGCUCCGAGCCCGGCUCCCGCCGCUGGUUUUGCUCUGAGCGAGCUGGAUCUCAGGAACGAGGCCCAGACUGACCCCCAGGUGGCUGCCUUCCUCUGUAGUUACUUUCUGUUUUCCCCACGAAGGCGAGAAGAGGCUUCGAAGCCUCCCUUGGCCUCCGAGUCCAAGGAAGACGGCGCACUCACGACUCUGGACUCCCGCUGGUGCCCUCACUUCCUCCCUGGGAUGGGCCGAGCAGGUGGCUUCAGCUCAGGCCUGGCCCUGCUCCAGGUGCAGGAAGGAGGGUAAAGACGGCCGUGAGGUGGGCUCACCUGCACCUGUCGCAUGGGCCUUCCCGACGCCUCGGACGCCUCCGAGAAUGAGCGGUGAUGUCCUCUAGCCGCCCCUAGCAGCGUCUCGGUUCUCCCUCGCCACAGCAGCUGACCAGGACUGGGACUUUCUCCACAACAAGCGGACACACCGGCAGUCAGUGAUGACUGUCCAGAAACUGGUGGCCACGGCUGUGCUGGUGGCCCUCGUCUCUCUCAUCCUUAACAACGCAGCGGCCUUCACCCCCAACUGGGUGUACCAGACGCUGGAGGAUGGGCGCAAGCGGAGCGUGGGGCUGUGGAAGUCCUGCUGGCUGGCGGACAGGGCCCGGGCAGGGCCGAGCCCUGGGGCCAGACCGGGGCAGGCAGACGCGCGGGAUUGUGAGGCCCUGGGCUGGGGCUCCGAGGCAGCAGGCUUCCAAGAGACACGAGGCACCGUCAAACUGCAGUUUGACAUGAUGCGUGCCUGCAACCUCGUCGCCACGGCGGCGCUCGCCGCGGGCCAGCUCACCUUCGUCCUGGGGCUGACGGGCCUGCCCCUGAUGUCGGGCCUGCCCCUGAUGUCGCCAGAUUCCCAGUGCUGGGAGGAGGCCAUGGCCGCUGCAUUCCAGCUGGCGAGUUUUGUCCUGGUCAUUGGGCUGGUGACGUUCUACAGAAUCGGCCCGUAUACCAACCUGUCCUGGUCUUGCUACCUGAACAUUGGCGCCUGCCUUCUGGCCACUCUGGCAGCCGCCAUGCUCAUCUGGAACAUUCUUCACAGGAGAGAGGACUGCAUGGCUCCCCGGGUGAUUGUCAUCAGCCGCUCCCUGACUGCACGGUUUCGCCGUGGGCUGGACAAUGACUAUGUGGAGUCACCAUGCUAAGGGUCCCCAGAGAGAGGCUUGCUCAGGAGUUUAUCCACUAUAACGCAACAGUCUAGAAACCAAAGGACUGCCUGUGCAGAGGCGGGCGA